AAAAUCUCUCAUCUUUCAAAAUUACACGUUCUUCGUAUAGAGAGUAAUGAUCCAUAUGGGCUUAGAUUAGGACCUCAAAAUUUUGAACUGCUCCUUAAGAACUUGACCAAUUAAGAGAGCUUAACCUUAGGUAUGUGAACGUCUCUUCCACCAUUCCUCUAAAUUUCUCUUCUUUUUUAACAACUUUAUUUCUUAUAGACACACAGUUAUUUGGUGUAUUGCCCGAAAGAGUUUUCCACCUUUGCAGCUUGAAAGCUCUUGUUUUAACAUACAAUACCCAGCUCACUGUUGGGUUUCCCACAACCAAAUGGAAUAGCAGUGCAUCUCUCAUGGGGUUAGGUCUCGGUGGUGUGAAUUUUACUGGUAGGAUACCUGAAUCAUUUAGCUAUCUAACUUCACUGCAAAUAUUGGACAUGAGUUUUUCCAAUCUCACAGGGCCCUUUCCUAAACCUAUAUGGAAUCUCACCAGCAUAAAGUUCUUAGAUCUUGGGGGAAACAACUUGAAUGGCCAAAUUGAGUGCUUAUCUUGUAAUCAAAGCUGGACACAACUUGAAUAUCUAGAUUUUUCAUCCAAUUCCCUAACUGGCCUAAUACCUUCUUGUAUAUUCUCCCUUCCUUCACUAACUAAUUUAGAUUUGAGCAAUAACAAUUUCACUGGCAAAAUUCAGGAUUUCAAGUCCAAAACAUUGGAAAUAGUUGUUCUAAAACACAAUCAGCUGCAAGGUCCUAUUCCAAAGUCACUCCUAAACCUCCAGAGCCUAGAAUAUCUUCUCCUUUCUCAAAAUAAUCUCAGCGGACAGAUUGAUUCAACUAUCUGCAAUCUGAAAACAGUGAAAGUGCUAGAUUUGGGAAGUAAUAAUUUGGAGGGAUCAAUCCCCCAAUGUUUGGGUGAGAUGAGUGAGCUUUGGGUUUUGGAUUUGAGCAACAAUAGUCUUAGUGGAACAAUUAAUACAACUUUUAGAAUUGGAAGCCAACUCAACACCAUUAAAUUGGACAGGAAUAAGUUACAGGGGAAAGUCCCACCAUCUUUGAUCAAUUGCACAGAUUUGGAACUUCUUGAUUUAGGUAACAAUGAGUUGAUUGACACAUUUCCAAAAUGGUUGGGAGCCCUACCUUCUUUGAAAGUUUUAAUUUUGAGAACAAAUAAGUUGCAAGGCCCUGUAAAAGAUUCAAGAAAUGAAAAAUUAUUUGCUCAACUUCGAGUCAUAGAUCUCUCUUCCAAUGGAUUUAGCGGUAAUUUACCCCUAAAUCUUUUUGAGAAUUUUGAAGCUAUGAAAUUAAUUGAUGAGAAAAACGGAACCCCAAGAUAUGUAGGAGAUAGAAAUAUUUACUACGAGUGUUCUUUGAUGAUUACAACAAAGGGAUUGUAUCUUGAAUUUGUUCGAGUUUUGACUACAAAUAUAGUUAUCAAUCUCUCGAGGAAUAAAUUUGAAGGUCAUAUUCCAAGCAUUAUUGGAAAUUUCUUUGGGCUUCGUACGUUGAACUUAUCUAAUAAUGGCUUGGAAGGUGUUAUACCAACAUCACUGCAACAUUUAUCUGUACUUGAAUCAUUGGAUCUCUCAUUCAACAAAAUUGACGGAGAAAUUCCGCAACAGCUUGCAUCUCUCACAUCACUUGAAGUCUUAAAUCUCUCUAAUAAUCAUCUUGUUGGAUGCAUCCCCAAAGGAAAUCAAUUUGCUACUUUUGAGAAUAGUUCAUACCAAGGAAAUGAUGGGUUACGUGGAUUUCCACUCUCAAAAUCUUGUGGCGUUGAUGAUGAGGUACCACAUGGGACAACUUUAGUUGAGCUAGAUCAAGGAGAAGAAGGAGAUUCACCAAUGAUCAGUUGGCAGGCGGUUCUCAUGGGUUACGGUUGUGGUCUAAUUAUUGGACUAUCUGUAAUAUACAUAAUGUUGUCAACUCAAAAUCCAGCAUGGUUUUCGAGGAUGGUUGAAGAAUUGGAACACAAAAUUAUUAGUAGAAUGAAAAAACACAAGAAAAGAUAUUAGUGUGUAACCUCCAGGAUUCAAGUCUAAUAUGUUGCUGGUGAUACAAAUAUAAGCCUUUAUCUUCAUAG
Messenger RNA from Lycium ferocissimum, 2056 nucleotides. RefSeq names its product receptor-like protein Cf-9 homolog. Bases 330 to 1988 code for a protein of 552 amino acids. The record is from RefSeq and is a predicted model, not a curated record. NCBI's taxonomy places the organism in Eukaryota, Viridiplantae, Streptophyta, Magnoliopsida, Solanales, Solanaceae. The transcript has 2 exons. Gene Ontology annotation, molecular function: protein binding.